CAAGUUAUAUUAACUUUGAUUAAAACGUUUGAUACUGAAAAGAGGCUUAAUAAAUAUAAAAUCAAAAAUUGUGAGCUGUUAAGAACAUGUGACAGAUUUAGCAUUUUACAAAAAAAAAACUGACUGCAACCGCAUUGCAUCAAACUAGAUGCUUAAUUACAAAAACUACAUAAACACAUAAAACCUGCAAACACUAAUACAUUGCAACAGCUACACAUAUAAAUAAUAGAGAUGGAACGAUCGAUCGGCAGUGUAUCAGUAUCGGACGAUUUUCAGCCAAAGUACGGUAUCGGCGAUCGGCAGAUAUUCCUCUGAUUUUAGCCGAUCUGAUUCAGGAGUUUAGGGUUAAGCAGUUAAUAUGCUCUGUGCACGCCGGGGUGUGACGUAAAUUCAGGAUGGUUGUAAACAUCCGGUAGCUACUGAACGCGUACGCUGAAUCACUUCUCCGAUCUAUUUAUUUAUUACUUUUGCACCUUUUCUACCCACCUCGUGUCCUUCUACCCACUCCUCCUCCUGUCGUUUACAUAUCCUAAACAUGACAUGUAAACGCACAAAAUUAUCUUUUCAACAACGUACGGACAGCAGGUCUAACCACCACUGCUGUGUGCCGUUCUGCACAGCAUCAUCUAGGUCCAACUCUCACCUGAGCUUCCACACCUUUCCAAAGGACUCCGAAUUGCAGAAACAGUGGGUUGUUAAGAUCAGGAGAGAUCAUUUUAUCAUAACAAGUACUUCUCGAGUGUGCUCGCAACACUUUGUCACUGCUGAUUUAAUCGAGCCCCCCACUCCUGCUGGACGACAACGCCUAACACCCGGAGCUGUUCCUGUGCUUUUCCAUUGGAAUAACUACAAUAUGCCAACCGCAAGACCUGGAGUAUGGGAAAGAACAGAGCGUCCACCCAACACCGAACCAACAGAGAUGCCGACUGACCCUGAUGACCCAUGGCCGUGUCAUGAACAUGACUACUGUGCCAGUACUGAGCCUGCUGCCCUUGAUAUCUCCCUUAACAAAAACGAAGAGCUACGCGAGGAGAUAUCAAGGCUCAGAAAACAAGUCGAGGAGUUAACCAUCAGCAGCAGGUUUGGUUUGGAGCGGUUUGCUGCCUCUGAUGAAGACAUACGAUUCUUUACCAGAUUUGCAACUCACGCCCACCUGAUGGGAUUUUGGAAGCAAAUAGAGCCAGCCACCCUCAACAUUGUACGGGUUACAAGAGCUCAGACUGCAGUGAAGACUGAUCAAGUCCCUCACUCUGCAAGUGCAACGGUUCUUCAACCAAUUGAUGAGUUCUUCCUGUUCAUGAACUACCUGUCAUUGGGACUCAUGCAAAGGGAUUUGGCCCAUAGAUUUAGAAUACACCGGUCGCAUUGUUAA
Messenger RNA from Astyanax mexicanus (Mexican tetra), 1372 nucleotides. Its product is annotated as THAP domain-containing protein 2-like. The coding region runs from base 536 to 1372 and encodes 278 amino acids. The transcript is spliced from 3 exons. The record is from RefSeq and is a predicted model, not a curated record. NCBI's taxonomy places the organism in Eukaryota, Metazoa, Chordata, Actinopteri, Characiformes, Acestrorhamphidae.